AUGGUGGGUUUGGCCGCCGGACGAGCGGUGCCAUUCAACAGGUGCAGCGGCAUGCGGGCGGCCGGGUAAGCGGCGUCGCGCGCGCCAUGUCCGGCAAGCCACGCGUCAAGCAGCGCCACCGGUCGCCCGAGCUGUGUGUGCACCGGGAGAUCAAGAGGACGCUUGACCGCUGCCUGGAGCCGUGCGGCGUCUAUCUCUGCACGGCCCUCUCGCCGCGCUGCCUCAUCCUGCACAAGGUGUCCUCCGGAGCGGCGUGCUCGGCGGGCCUGAACCCCGAGGCGCACGUGUUCCAGCUGGAGCCGACGCUGGCCGAGCCGGCCGAUGGGCCCGUGCACAUAGCCGUGCAGGACUGGGAGACUGACGGAGCUGCCGCCGACGGCACCGGCUACGUCUUCAGUCCGUCUGACGGCGCCUCCGUGUCGCCCCAGUCGUCCGCCGAAGGCUCCUCACUAUACGUGAAUGGUGUGGAGAAAGCCGUCAGCGAGUACGCAGUGACGCUUCCCAUGAACGGAAACGGGCUGUUGAGCCAGGGCAGCCCCCAGGCAGUAUCAAGAGGACGCUUGAACCGCUGCCUGGAGCCGUGCGGCGUCUAUCUCUGCACGGCCCUCUCGCCGCGCUGCCUCAUCCUGCACAAGGUGUCCUCCGGAGCGGCGUGCUCGGCGGGCCUGAACCCCGAGGCGCACGUGUUCCAGCUGGAGCCGACGCUGGCCGAGCCAGCCGAUGGGCCCGUGCACAUAGCCGUGCAGGACUGGGAGACUGACGGAGCUGCCGCCGACGGCACCGGCUACGUCUUCAGUCCGUCUGACGGCGCCUCCGUGUCGCCCCAGUCGUCCGCCGAAGGCUCCUCACUAUACGUGAAUGGUGUGGAGAAAGCCGUCAGCGAGUACGCAGUGACGCUUCCCAUGAACGGAAACGGGCUGUUGAGCCAGGGCAGCCCCCAGGCAGUUGAGCCCGGUCUGGCCGUGCCGGGCGGCGCCGCGCCGCCGUCCGCCGAGCCGCUGAUGGCCGGCCCGCCGCCGCCGCCGCCGGCGGCGCCCGUGCUGCAGCAGACCGGGCCCGUGUUCUACCCGACGCCGCAGAUGGACGGCAGCAUACCGCUGGAGCAGCUGAAGCAGCGGCUGCAGCACCAGCUCGAGUACUACUUCUCCAGGGAGAACUUGGCUAACGAUACUUACCUGAUGUCCCAAAUGGACAGCGACCAGUAUGUUCCUAUAUCGACGGUGGCCAACUUCAACCAGGUCAAGAAGCUGACCAACAACAUCGACCUCAUCACGCAGGUGUUGAAAGACUCGCCCAACGUGCAGGUGGACGGGACGUGCACGCGCGUCCGGCCCAACCACAAGCGGUGCACAGUGAUAUUGCGCGAGGUGUCCGAUGCCACGCCCAUGGAGGAGGUCAAGGCCAUCUUCGAGAGCCCGAACUGCCCGAAGGUGGUGAACGUGCAGAACGCGCGGCUCAACAACUCGUGGUACGUCAACUUCGAGUCCGACGAGGACGCACAGAUGGCGUACCGCUACCUGCGCGAGGAGGUGCGCUGCUUUCAGGGCAAGCCGAUUAUGGCGCGUAUCAAGGCGCAGCCCAUCAUCAACCGCAUGUACAACCCGCCGCCGAGCGCGGCCAAGAACGGCUUCGUGGCAGCGCCGGGCGGCGGCGAGCCGCCAGCCGCCUACCAGGUGAACGGCAGCGUGCCGGCCGGCCGCUACACAUACACGGUGGGCACGCCGGCGUCGGCGCCGCCAGCCGCCACCGCCGCCGUCGCCGCCUCGGCCGCCUACACCCAGCCGCAGCAGAACCAGUUCGGAGCCUUCUACCAGCUGCCGCAGCCGUACUUCCCGAAUCUGUCCGGCUUCUACGGCACGCCCAGUACGGGCCUGUUCGAGCUGAGCUCGGCGCCCGUCUUCACCUUCAACGGCCUGGCGCCGCAGGCCACGUUCAAGCAUGGCGCGGCGAACGGCCGCUUCAGCGGCGGCGGCGGCGGCGGCAGCCGGAACAGGAACCCGAAGCGAAGCCAGUCGGGCGGCUCUGUGGACCACAGCCGGAGUAUGGGUCUGCAGGGCGCCUACAAUACUCAGGGCCACAGCGCGUACCAGCCGGUGCACGUGCAGGGUCUGCCGCCGGGACCGGGCGGCACGCACAGCUACUCCAACGGCCGGGGCAGUCGCAGCGCGCACGCGCGCAGCUACAGCAACGACUACGGCCGGCCCGAGCCGGGGCACUGGCGGCGCCGGGCCGCAGACCGUUCGCGGCUCGCCGAUGUGGUCAAGGGAACGGCCAAGCCGGCUGCCAAGCCGGCGCCGGCGGGCGCCAAGCAGCAGUCGCGGCCUGACUCGCCAGUGCUGCCGGAGCCGGCCGAUCCGCCCGCUGCUGGUGGCUCCGGCGCCAACAAGGAGAACGAGUUCAGCUCGCUGCCGCUGGCCACCACGCUCAGCUAUGCGCAGAUGGCGCAGCGGGGCCGCGAGAAGAACGAGAAGCUGGCGCAGGAGGUUAAGGAGCGCGACGUUAAGGAGCGCGAGGAGGAGAAGAAGGCGGCCGCCAAGCCGCCGCCGGCCGCGGCCACCGCCGCGGCCACUGCCGCCGCCGCCGCCGCCGCCGCGCCGCCGGCCGCCGCCCAGGGCGUGCAGCGCUCCAACAGCGCGCGCAAGCCGGGAGAGGACAAGCGGAGGCCGCUGCCCGAGAAACUGGAGCGGCCUGUGCGGCGAGAUGUGCGUGACAUUCGCGAGGUGCGGGACCCGCGCGAGGCGGGCCGCGAGCCGCUCGACGCGCGAGACGCUCGUGAAGUGCGCGACGCCCGCGAGCCGCUGGACUCGCGUGACCUGCGCGACCCCAGGGAAGCGCGCGACGAACGCCGACGAGUUGAAGACCGGAUAGACCGGCCCAUCAGGAAAGAGUGCGCCCGCUCGCCCAAGUGAUAUAUACACCCAGUCUGCAUACCAGUGAUCCAUUGUGCAAUCGACGUUUCUCAAUUGCGAAGAGGGUGCCUGUGAUGCGGCGGCGGACGGGAGCGGCUGGCCGCCUGGCCGGCCGGCCGGCCGCCGGCCAACAAGUGCCUCACGUACGGAUAUCCACGGUUGCGCGCGGGGCGCCUGGACGGGCGCGCUCGUGCGCGCGCGCGCGCUGGCUGGCUGGCGGGCGGCGGGCGGGACGGCGCGCGGCCGACCGCCACCUAGUCCGACGGUUGUGCUCGGGGCGCGCGCGUCACGUGCCCGCUGUGUGCGUGUGUGCCAAAUGAAUCAAAAGUGGACGCGCUGCUCACGGCGCGCGCCGGCCCGCCGCGCAGCGCCCCGCCCCAUCAGCUGGACGCGCCGGCGCGCUCGUAUUUAUACGGUGCGGAUUGUGAGAGUCGGGUUAUUUUUGACGAGCGAGGUGGCUGGCGCUCGGCGGCGGGACGGCCCCCGCCCCGGCCCCGUGGACGCAGCCGUCGCUGUUUUGUUGUACAUAGACGGGCUGUGAGUUGUUGAGGAUUUUGUCGUCUUGAUUGGGUUGUGUCGCUUGGCGUGUGCGCCGCUCCGUUCCCCUCCUCUUCGCUCUCGCUGCGCUUCGGUCGCGCCUCCUUUCCGUCGCUCGGCCGGCCGGCCGGCCGCCGCCGCCGCCGCCGUCGCCGUCGCCGCCACCGGCGGCACCGAUCCCGAUCUCCGCCCUCACCGCCGCCGCCGCCGCCGUCGCCGUCGCCGUCGCCGUCGCCGUCGGACGCAACUCGGUGUAGCUAAAUGUGUGUGUCGGUUGCGUGCGUGCUGGCCGCCGCGGCCCCGCCCCCGGUGGGUGUGACGUCCCGUCCUGCCCCGCCCCGCCUAUCGCGGCCGUCACCGGGGGCGCGCGCGCUCGUUUGGGGAUUGUUGCGCGGCCGGACGGCGCCCGGCAGCCUGGGAGGAGCCGGGCGGCCGCUGUUUUAACCUAAUGACUGCUGAUGCGUAUACUGCCGGGGUCUGCCCAUGCUAAUUUUGUAAUCGGGAGUGAUUUGACAAAUCCUAGGUUUGCUCUGGAUUCCUCGCACAUGCAGUUGCUCAGAAGAAGGCGUAUGGUAUGAUAUUGUAUGAUUUGUUUUACUAGUUGUGUUAAUUUUUAUAUGUAUAUAAGUGAAUUUGGUUUCGAGCGCAGCAUAUCCUGCCCCACCUACAUUCGAUCCGCUCUCUAGGGGAGACCGCCCCCGCCCGUCUUCCGCGGCUGCGGCCGGGGGCGGCGCGCGCCCGCUGGCCGGGCCGCCCGCCCGCCUGCCUGCUGACACUGGCUCGGUGCACCCUGGGCGCGGCGGCGGCCGCCGCGGUGGCCGCGCCACCACCGAUGCUCUGUAUAUAUACUGUGUAAGCCGGGUCAGUGUUGGCGCGACGCCCGGCGGCCGCCUCCCCCCUCCCCCUCCCCCCGUCCGCGGCCUUCGGACGCGCCGCCACAGGUGACCACGCCCGUGCUUAGCCCAUCACGCAAAAUCGGUCGUCGUUGGUGUCGUAUGCUGUUCGGCUAUGAUUGAACUUUCCGUGCCUUUCAGUGGUAGUCCUGGUGCUGCGGUAGUAAUUGUCGAGAACAUGGGUCCCUCCCCGUUAGAUUUUAUGUCCGGAUGUGUACCUGCCAGUGUUAUCAGCUUGGGGUAUUAGGUUCUGUUGAAAUUAAGUUUGAAAUAAACUUGCCUACAA
This is a messenger RNA of Pollicipes pollicipes, 4625 nucleotides long. RefSeq lists its product as uncharacterized. The record is from RefSeq and is a predicted model, not a curated record. Lineage: Eukaryota; Metazoa; Arthropoda; Thecostraca; Pollicipedomorpha; Pollicipedidae. The coding region runs from base 87 to 2909 and encodes 940 amino acids. The transcript has 17 exons. Gene Ontology annotation, biological process: positive regulation of translation. Gene Ontology annotation, molecular function: mRNA 3'-UTR binding. Gene Ontology annotation, cellular component: cytosol; cytoplasmic stress granule.